This is a messenger RNA of Erpetoichthys calabaricus (reedfish), 1020 nucleotides long. RefSeq names its product endothelial differentiation-related factor 1 (gene edf1). Gene Ontology annotation, cellular component: nucleus. The transcript is spliced from 5 exons. The coding region runs from base 156 to 602 and encodes 148 amino acids. NCBI's taxonomy places the organism in Eukaryota, Metazoa, Chordata, Cladistia, Polypteriformes, Polypteridae. Gene Ontology annotation, molecular function: DNA binding. The record is from RefSeq and is a predicted model, not a curated record.
CGCACGUUGUCGUGGUGGUUGCGUCAGACAGAAGUCUGUUUGGAAGAAGUCGACAGUAGACGUGUUGUUGUGGACAAGUUUUAAAGGGUUGGAAUAGACGAGUUGAAGGGCUACGACCUUGAUUGUCAGAAGUGACCUCAAAAAUAAAGUUAAUAAUGGCAGAAAGCGAUUGGGAUACCGUAACCGUGCUAAGGAAGAAGGGCCCGACCUCGGCGCAGGCCAAAUCGAGACAGGCAGUUGCAGCAGCCCAGAGAAGAGGGGAGGAGGUUGAAACAACAAAGAAAUGGGCGGCAGGACAAAAUAAACAGCAUGUAGUGACCAAGAACACAGCCAAGCUUGACAGGGAGACUGAAGAACUUCACCAUGAAAGAGUUACUUUGGAAGUGGGGAAAGUUAUCCAGCAAGGGAGACAAAGUAAAGGAAUGACACAGAAGGAUCUUGCUACUAAAAUUAAUGAAAAGCCACAGAUUAUCGCAGAUUAUGAAAGUGGUAAAGCAAUUCCCAACAAUCAGGUUCUGGGAAAGAUUGAAAGGGCACUUGGCCUUAAACUGCGUGGAAAAGAUAUUGGAAAACCCCUCGAAGCAACACUGAAAACCAAAUGAACACAAAGCCUCGAAGUCAGUUCUGCUGCAGUGGGCUGAUCUCACCUGGUUUUUCCUUCCUGGUCAAAACCAGAAACAUCCUCUUAUUGCCAAGCUGAAUGUUGGAGGGUUUCAGACAUGUUUUGAAUAACAUUAAUAAUACCUGUUGCUCUCAUAAAAAAAUAGACAUUUUCAGUAAGGAAUGGACUUUUUGGGAAGUAUAAUCUGCUGCUUUCAGGAAUUUUACUGUUGCAGUUUAAGUCCAAGGUGUUUUUUUUUUUUUUUUUUUUUUUUUUUUUUUUUAAAGUAAGAAUUCCAUUUUAUCUUUGCUCUGUAGUGUCUCAUUUCUUUGAUUUAUAAAUCUGCUUUUCCUCAGCAGGGACACUUGAAAACACUUUGUGGAGAAUUAACAAAUAAAGUUGGAACCUGUUUGGCAGUA